Molecule: messenger RNA, 2219 nt
Organism: Varanus komodoensis (Komodo dragon)
Lineage: Eukaryota; Metazoa; Chordata; Lepidosauria; Squamata; Varanidae
Product: trypsin-like
Exons: 5
Coding region: 1-855 (284 amino acids)
Biological process (GO): proteolysis
Molecular function (GO): serine-type endopeptidase activity
Source: RefSeq, a predicted model, not a curated record
AUGGCGGGCAUGAAGCUUCUAGCGAGGGCUGUGCUUCUGAUCUGUGCAGCAGCUGCACAACCUGGACCCAGGAUGCUGAGGGGUUUCCAGUGCGUUGAGCACUCCCAACCCUGGAUGGUAGCACUCUUUGAUGGUCUGAAGUUCCACUGCGCAGGCACUCUGAUCCACGCGCAGUGGCUGGUCACUGCUGCCCAAUGCUACACCAGUCGUUUCCUCUUUGCAAGACUCGGAGAACACAGUCUGUGGCACGUGGAAUGGACUGAACAGUUCAAGAUUGCAACCAAGGCCAUCUGGCACCCUUUUUACAACAGUUACACCAAGGAUAAUGACAUCAUGCUGGUCAAACUCCUCACCCCAGUGCGCAUGAACAAGAACGUCAGGCCACUCGCCCUGCCAAGAAACUGCGUCCCCCCUGGCAGCUACUGCGUGCUUGCUGGCUGGGGCAUCACCAUCCUGCAGAAAGAGUACAUGCCUGAUGUCCUGUACUGUGGAAACAUCACCACCCUGCCUGACCAGGAAUGCUCCAGUGCCUAUCCCACUGUCCAACUGGGGCACAUGCUAUGUGCCACCGUGAAACAAGGUGGAGCUGAUUCCUGCCAGCCAAAAAGAAAAAUACAGGCUUUCUCUCCAAAUAUGUCUCUUCAUACUAGAAAAAUAUGGGUUCUGUUGUUCAUUCAUGGUGUCAUUGUAAUGUCCCUGCAGGGCGAUCCAGGAUCACCUCUUGUCUGUGAUGGUGAACUGCAGGGCAUCACUUCUUGGGGUUUUGAGGAAUGCUCCCACGUGGAAAAUCCCAGUGUUUUUGUCAGAGUCUGCAACUACAUCGAUUGGCUGCAGGAGACAAUGGCUUGGGCUUGACGUCUCCAUGGAAUAAGUGCAGUCUUGCCUGCCCUUCCACCCUAAGAUAAGUUCAUGAAAUAAAGAUCUGUGGAGGCAUAACCUGGUGUACUUUGCCUCUUGGUCUUCAUGACGCUGCAGCAUGUCUCCUGGAAGCACCUCUCAUUUUUGCCCAGCAGCAAAACCUAGCAGCUAUGUGGACAAUUAGGGCUGGGGAAAUGCUGGUUAGGGAAUGCUGGGAUUUGUAGGACUUUUUUCUUUCUAAAAAAAGAACAGAGUUGUGCUUUCGUCAAGUUUUUCUAUAUGCUACCCUGAUUUUGCACCUGUGAAUCCUCAUUCACAGUCAUUUACAGGGGUUUUAUGUGAGGUCACCCCGCCCCUGGACUUCCCAUUAUGUGGGAAGGAUCGUACCAGUGUGGUGUAGUGGUUAAGAGCAUGGGACUGGGACUCAGAGGAUCUGGGUUCUAGUCCCCGCUCAGUCAUGGAGCCAACUGGGUGACUUUGGGCCAGUUACAGACUCUCAGCCCAACCUACCUCACAGGGUUGUUGUUGUGGGGAUGAGAUGGAGGAGGAGAGAUGAUGUAAGCUGCCUUGAGCCCUUUGUAGGAAAAAGGCAGGAUAUAAAUCACAAUAUACCAGUUUGCAUGCCUGUUUUCCACUUCUUAUGGAAACCUGCACUAAUGAACAGGAAGUUAGUUUGAGCUGCACACAGUGAUAGGCAGUGAGCUUGGCUCCUUUUUGAUCUGAUCUGCUGCCCAGAUUCAGGCGUUUGGAGCAAGGCGAUGUGGCAAGCCAGCAUUCCCAGUCCAACCCACACCACUGGUGUUGCAACCACUCCCCCAAAACUGUGCAGAAUGAAGUAGAAGGAUGCCACCCGUCUGGUCUUGCACUCCAACUAUGGCAUGCUCUUUUUCAGAAAGGGAACACAGAAACAAAAUACCCCUGGGAAGCAGCAAGCAUCGAAGGAAUGGCAACGUAGGAGAAGCUUCUCUGUCAUCACCAGGGAAGCUCUGAUCAGCUGCCAAGGAAUGGCAGAGAUCCCUGGGACAUUGAUUUGGAAAUGGUACAUGUGAUCUUGCAAGUCAAGCUCUCUUUGCAUGUGCUAUUACAACCAGUUGACCAGGUGACUCCUUUCUGCCACUUCAUUUGAUAGGGAAAGCCUCCCUGGCUCAAGUAUACGUUUGCUGUUAAAGGUACAGGAGCAGAGUUAGAACUACACCUGACGCAGACCUGCCCAUUGCCGAGUUGUUGUGAGGGCAUGUGCCAGCUGCUCCACACCCACAUAUACUGGCUGAAGGUGGGGCUCAGCAUGCAUUUUGUAGCAUUGACACACAAUAAUCUGAAUCUCAUGCCAGCCUUGGCAGCUAAUUCAGAAGACAGGAUCC